Molecule: messenger RNA, 996 nt
Organism: Brettanomyces bruxellensis
Lineage: Eukaryota; Fungi; Ascomycota; Pichiomycetes; Pichiales; Pichiaceae
Exons: 1
Coding region: 1-996 (331 amino acids)
Biological process (GO): protein import into peroxisome membrane
Cellular component (GO): peroxisome; peroxisomal membrane
Source: RefSeq, a predicted model, not a curated record
AUGACUGAAGAUGACGAUUUGGACGAUUUGGACGAUCUUCUAGACGAUUUCCAGGAUGAGGUUCUAAGUAAACCGCCUGGAGCAAUGCUACAAGAGGACUCGAAGAAUGCUGGAAGUUUGAAUAAGCAAAAAGUUAAUAGUGAUCCGAAUAAAACUGUGCCUAAUGGAAAAGGUGAUCUGUAUGGCGAAAAGCGUGAUGAUGGCAAAACAGAGAAAGACGGCAAUGGCACAGAAAAGGGAGGGAAAGGAUUUGAAGCACUUCUUAACGAAAUGUCACAGACUGAUCCUGAAUUGUCAGCAGAGCUUCGAAGUUUCAUCAAGGAUAUAUCUGAGGUCGAUAAAGGUAAUUACAGUGGAAAAAGUGCACAAAGCACAUCGGUUGGUGAUAAGGCAGUAUCAGGACUCAAAAAGAAAAACUUCCAGGAGGCAAUAUCGGAAACAGUGCAUCGACUGAAAAGGUCAGGCAGUCAAGUUGACGAAUCAAUUCGGAAUGAAACUAAGAAUGACAACAUGCUUGAAACACUAAUGAAGUCGUUAAGUAUGGAGCCAAGUGCGAAGUCCGGUAAAGAAGGCGACACAGAUGAUAUUAAUUCUCUUCUUGCUGAGAUGUUGGACCAGCUUUCGAGUAAAAGUGUGCUUUAUGAGCCUUUGAACGAUCUCUACUUGAAAUUCGGACCCUGGUUGCAGGAUCCAGCUAAGAAGUUAGAUCCGGAAUAUUCAAAGUACCAAAAGCAAUAUGGUCUUGUGAAGGCACUUGUGCUCAGAUUUCAGCAGCCAACAUAUAAUGACAACAAUGCAGGUGACAAGAAGUUUAUCAACGACAAUUUGGAGAGUCUUCAGGAACUCGGACUGCCUCCAAAAGAAUUGAUGAAUGAUGAUCUUGGAUUCUUGUCGAACAAAAAAGACGGUAACGGACUCAACAACUUGCAAUUCACGGAUGAGGAUAUUCCAGAUGAGGUGGGUAAAGAGUUGGAGGAGACCUGUCAACAGAAGUGA